GAAAGCUCCCACGUAAGGUUCCUUAGCAGAACCUUCUAGCAUUUCCAGCACCUUCCAAUUUCUAAUUAUAAAUACCCAAUUUACCCUUUAACUCAUUCCAUCUUCACUGAAAAAAAUAAAUAAAACUUCAAUCAAUUCAACAAAAGCAAAAAAAUGAAGCCAGUGGUACAGGAGAUCAACAAUGGCAAAGUUACGAUCAAAACAGAGUGCAGAGCAAACGAAGAAGGACGAAAACACGUUGAAAAGCUGGAACUCGAUACUAAAAACGUCGAUACUGUUAAGUACGUUGAGAAAAAGUUGACGGAAAAAGGGGUGCAGAGAUUGGAACGGCAUCCAUCGGACGGGCUGCCGUUAAAGCAUGAUCCGAAGAAAGGACACGGAGGUAAGUAUACGUGGGAAGGACCGGAUAAGGAAGCGGAUAAUGAAUUGGAUCCAGCGCCGCCGGCGUUGGAUGAGAAGGAUCCGAAUUAUGUGAAUGAAGAAACAGAGGAAGAUGAAGAAGAAGGAGGAGUUAUUGUGGGUGAAAUUGAAGUAGCAAAAUUGGCUGAAGAAGGUGUUGCUAGAAUUGAAGUUGAUCCUAACUUGAAAAUUGAUUAAUCAUUGUUGAGAUUUGUGUGAUUUGGGUUUGGUAAUUAGUUGUAUUCUGCUGUAUGUAAAGAUGAUGAUGUGAUGAAAUAAUAAGUGAAGUUUUUUCUGGUA
This is a messenger RNA of Solanum verrucosum, 699 nucleotides long. RefSeq lists its product as uncharacterized. The record is from RefSeq and is a predicted model, not a curated record. NCBI's taxonomy places the organism in Eukaryota, Viridiplantae, Streptophyta, Magnoliopsida, Solanales, Solanaceae. Bases 154 to 597 code for a protein of 147 amino acids. The transcript has a single exon.